ACAAUCACUGUCAAGUGUCAUCCAUCUAAAAAUUAAAAAAUGGAAAUGCACUAGAUAAUCUAUAAAUUUAAUUAAUACAAUGGCUACAAGAAAAGCUAUCCAAGUUGGUUCUAAAACUGUUAGGCCGGUGCUUUCUUUGGAUAAUGCAGAAGCGAAAUCUAGAGUACUUAGCUUAUACAAAGCUUGGUAUCGUCAAAUACCAUACAUAGUUAGAGAUUAUGACAUCCCAAAAUCUGAAGAAAACUGCAGAGCUAAACUGAAGGAGUUGUUUAUGCAAAAUAAGGAUGUUACUGAUGUGAGGGUUAUUGAUAUGCUCGUAAUCAAGGGUCAAAUGGAGCUAAAAGAGACAGUACAUAUUUGGAAACAGAAAGGUCAUAUAAUGACUUACUUCAAGCCAACCAUUGAAGCAAAGCCAAAAGACUUCUUAUCCAAGUUCUUUUCAGGACAAGAAUAGAAAUCUUAAACUGUUCUAUAUCUAUAAGUGUAACUGUAAUAAAAUAUAGGCAAUCAUGUAUAGAUAA
Messenger RNA from Leptidea sinapis, 521 nucleotides. It is a transcript of the gene ND-B14, whose product is annotated as NADH dehydrogenase [ubiquinone] 1 alpha subcomplex subunit 6. Bases 80 to 454 code for a protein of 124 amino acids. The record is from RefSeq and is a predicted model, not a curated record. The transcript has 3 exons. Gene Ontology annotation, biological process: response to oxidative stress. NCBI's taxonomy places the organism in Eukaryota, Metazoa, Arthropoda, Insecta, Lepidoptera, Pieridae.